Molecule: messenger RNA, 2509 nt
Organism: Phascolarctos cinereus (koala)
Lineage: Eukaryota; Metazoa; Chordata; Mammalia; Diprotodontia; Phascolarctidae
Source: RefSeq, a predicted model, not a curated record
CCAACCACGCCUCGCGCCCUGAAAUGGAGAGCGAGGCGCACGCGCAGUUCGCGUCUCUCCACCCGGCUUAGCUCCCCGGGGCACACCCGGCUGCGGUGCGGGAGGGAGCCUGCGCAGCGGCGGAGGAAACGAAGAAGGAGAACGGGGUUCUCAUCCAGUCUCUGAAACCACCUCUGUGACCUUGGACAAGUCACUUCACUCUCUGGGCCUCAGUUUCCUCAACUGUCAAAUGAAGAGGUUAGAUUAGAUGGCCUCUGAGGUCCCUUCCACCUGUAGAUAUGAUUCCUAUGAGGAUGAAGAGAGGAAAUCUGAGUCUCCUGGUCUGAGCUCUGCAAGUUCCUGACCCAGGUUUGGGUGUCUUGGCUUGUCCGUGGUUGAGUUUCAUUAGACUUCUGCUGGAUUCAGUCAACAUUGGCCUGCUAGAAGUGCUGGCUUCCUUUGGUCUGUGACCCCUUCCCUGGUUAUUCCACUGCAGGUUUAUGUGCUGGACUAAAGGGAAGAAGUUGUCCUCUGCAUGGAAAAUGAAGCUUGUACGAAUUCAUGACAAUGCUCUGGCAUAUUCAAUGACUACUCUAGGAACUGGGAUGAUGAACACAGUCUUUAAUUUUUACUGCAUGCAGCUUUUUUUGAAGCAAUACAAGCUUUCAGAAGCUGCCUUUCACCAGUCUCAGGUAAUUUUUAUGAUCUGGAACGCUCUUAAUGACCCUCUUUUUGGAUAUAUUCAAGACAAUGCCAAGGCAUCUUGCUGUUCAGGACGCCAAAUUGCUAUUUUGUAUGGUGCCCCUUUCUAUGCAUUGGCUUUCCUACUUCCUUGGUUCCCUUGGAAACACUACCAAGAAGGCGACUGGCUUAGCGGGCUUCAGCUUGUGGUAUCCUUAUGCGCUUUUGAUGGCAUGUUGACGUUUGUACAGCUAGCCCAGUGUGCCCUGUUUGCAGAGAUUUCCACUCAACACGAGAGCAGACUUCAGCUUGUUAAAUAUAACCAAGUGGCAUCACUAGUGGGAUCCACCAGCACACUUUUCUGUGGCCUUAUUUCUGAUAACAUGGAAAAUUUACCCCAUUUCCAGGCUUUUUCCAUUGUCAUUGCUAUUCUUGCCACUGCCUGCCUUUUUUAUACUGGUAUUUACAGUAUGAGUCACUAUGAACUUAAAGGAACCCCUGGAGAAACCAGUAUCUCAGAAAGUAAAUCAGAACUCUCCUGGGCCUCAGCCAUCUCAUUGACCAAAGAGAUACUGGCCCAGAAAAACUUUCUGCUUUUCUUGGCAAUGAAUUUCUUCCAAGUCCUCCAUUUAACCUUCUUCAGCAACUUCAUGAUGGUCUUUGCAGAUAACCUCAUCCCCAAAGAUGCUCUUUCUUCUUCUGUGAGGAGCGCCAUGUAUGGGGCAGGGCUUAUUUGUCCGCAGUUUCUUGUGCUCCUCAGCCACUCCUGGCUCAGGAAGUUUGGUUACUAUAAGGUUGUUUUAUUUUCCUUCUAUAUAGAAGGAGCAGCUGCAGCUGUGAUGUUUGUCCUGGGACAGGAACACUAUUACAUUUUGGCUUUUUAUCUCGUAGCUAACAUGGUAGUAGUUCAAGCCUCAUUUAGUUUAUUCAAUUUGCCUCUGGCUGACAUCAUUGAUGCAGAUGUACUGAAAUUUAAACGGAAAUCACCCCUUUCCUCGAUGGUUUUUGGAACCAAUGCUUUGUUUACCAAACCUGCCCAGUCUUUAGCUCCUAUGGUUAUAGUCACUGUGUUAAACCAGUUUGGAUAUGAGCAGCUAAACAAGAAGUCCAUACAGAUUGAUCCCAGUUUAUUAACAGGUCUUCAUGAUGCAAUGUUCACCUUGACUUGUCUGGUUCCGCUGGGCAUCGCAAUAAUCCAGAUUCUGGCUUGGACUCCCUUCUCUAUCAGGAGUAGCCAUCACUCAGACUGGGCAGUGACCCCCAAACAAGAUCAUAUUCUAUCAUGGAAUUGAAAUAUGGCUUGAAGUUUUUAUAUUUUUUUAAUUAAAAAUUUUUUCAGUCAGCAAAAAUCUGCCUUCUCUGCCUUUCCCCUCCUCUGUAUUGAGAAAGAAUGAAAAACAAAACCACUGUAACUUUUGUAUUUUUUUUAAUAUAUUGAAUUUAUAGUAUGCCAGAAGGAAAAACUGCUCAUUUUACCUCUUAUCUGUUAAAAACAACUUCAAGGGCUCCCUUGUCUCCUUUGAUUAUGGGACUAAAUGUAGUUUGUUAUUAAAUAACAACCUGCCUCUGAUGGUUGUAGAUUAUCAUGUUAUAGUUCCAUAAUUUCUUGUAUGCUCAGUAUAGCCUAUAGCUCUAGGUAAUGGAAUUGCUACAUGAAUUGCUUAGAUGAAUUCUCUGUGGGUGGGUGAGGGGUCCUAGAGUAUACUUGGCUAUAUACCUUACUUCUAGAUUCUCUGACACUAUGCUGGUCUGAACUGAUUUUUAGGAAUUGAUUGGGUUUUUUGUUGUUUUUUUUUUGCUUUUAGGCAGUUGGGGUUAAGUGACUUGUCCAGGGUCACACAGCUAGUAA